Messenger RNA from Selaginella moellendorffii, 1447 nucleotides. Its product is annotated as tRNA dimethylallyltransferase 9. Gene Ontology annotation, molecular function: tRNA dimethylallyltransferase activity. NCBI's taxonomy places the organism in Eukaryota, Viridiplantae, Streptophyta, Lycopodiopsida, Selaginellales, Selaginellaceae. The record is from RefSeq and is a predicted model, not a curated record. Gene Ontology annotation, biological process: tRNA modification; cytokinin biosynthetic process. The coding region runs from base 7 to 1332 and encodes 441 amino acids. The transcript has 11 exons.
UUUCUUAUGAGUAGUGGGGAAUGCCAUUGUGGCGGCUUGGCGCUGUGGAGAAUGAGCGCUAGUGGCGCGAGCAAGACGAGAGCGCGGCGCGUGAUCGUCAUCUCCGGCCCGACUGCCGUCGGGAAAUCGCGCCUGGCGCUGGCGCUCGCGCAGCGGCUCAAUGGCGAGAUUGUGAGCGCCGAUUCUGUCCAGGUGUAUCGAGGGCUGGAUGUUGGAAGCGCCAAGACGCCCUUGGAAGAGCGAGAGGGCGUGCCGCAUCAUCUGCUUGACAUUGUGGAUCCCACGGAUGAAUACACGGCUGGAGCGUUCUUCGAUGAUGCAAGGCGAGCUACUUACGAAGUGACUUCGAGGGGACAAGUUCCAAUUGUUGUUGGCGGUACUGGUCUCUACCUGCGCUGGUACUUGAAUGGUAAGCCGGGUACUCCGAAGGAGAGCCCGGAGAUUACUGCUCAAGUUGAUGCGGAAGUUUCAGCUCUACAAAAGGCGGGUGACUGGGACGGAGCGCUUGAAAUUCUGGAGAAAGCAGGGGACGUCUUGACUGCCAAGAGCCUCACUCGCAAUGACUGGUAUCGCCUCCGAAGAGCUCUCUCAAUCAUCAAGGCAUCUGGGCAGCCAAGAACACGAUUCUCUCUGGGACAAAAACCUGAAGCUAAUAGCGACGUGAAGGAGGAUAUUAACUCUGCUUUAGUUACCGCUCCAGAGACGGACUACGAUUUCCUGUGCUACUUUCUCUACAGGCGCCGCAUUGAUCUUUACAGGGCGAUUGAUGCGCGAUGCGAAGAAAUGCUGGCAGCUGAAAACGCCGAGAGUGGUCGUGGUAUCCUGGCCGAGGCGUCAUGGCUGCUAGAUUUACGAAUCCAACCAGGCUCAAGCCCGCCGUCUCGGGCCAUUGGAUAUCGACAGGCAAUGGAGUACUUGAAUGAAUGUCGAUGCGCUGGCGGUGUGUCAUCCGAAGAACACUUCCUGAAAUUUCUCUCUUCAUUUCAGCAAGCUUCCAGGAAUUAUGCCCGGCGGCAGCUGACCUGGUUCCGUAACGAGCCUCUCUUCCAGUGGAUAGACGCUUCACAGCCACUGGAGAAGAUCCUCGAUUUCCUGACGGAUGACUUCUCCAGGCCGGCCGACGUAAAGAUCGAGUCGCGGGUGGUCCUCUCGCCCGAAGCGAUAGCCAAGAAGGAGCUCUCGCUUUUAAAGUCUUACGUCGCCAAGAACAAGAUCUUCGUGAGCUCCAGCGCGUGCAUCCCUCCAAUUCUGGAAUGGAUCAAACGAACACAAAUUCAAGCAUCACCUUGUCAGGAUCAAGCGACAAACUCACUCGCAUUCGCCGCGAGCUGAAGUAUGUCCAUUUUACAUACACAGAGAGAGUACACAAAGAGAAGAGUUAGUAAAAUUACCAACAAUAUACAAUGCUUUCUCUCAAAAACCCGGACAGUUUUUCUUUCUUCGUUCA